AUGACAUCCUCACCGGCGAUUAAAGAAAAAAAGAGAGACUUGCCCAACAAACACCCACGUCUAGGAACCUCAUCCAUUAAUGGAAGUGUUAUUUCACUAUCUGGCGUUGCUAUGACGACCCCUCCCCCUCUAUUUGGAGCGACUUCAUCUUUUAUGUCGACCCAUUCUCGUAAUGACGGGCAAGAAAAUGGGCGGGUUAAACUUGGGCGAGAACCUCUUGGACGAUUCCGUGGCGACAUUAAGGGAGUAGAAGCCGCCGCCUCUGUUACAGAUCGAGUUAGGAUCCCAGCCAGCGCAGCACAGAAAUCUCACGAGCAAUGGAUGGAUAUGCAGAGCGUACUUAAAGCAGUAGAGACUAGUGCCGAACAGGGUCAACAAAUGUUUGGACGAGAACAUGAAUUGGCGCUUGAGGGCCUGCGAAAUGCCCAGAUAGAACUGGCACGGGCAUGGGCGAGAAGCGAGGCUGAUGAAGUUAUUGAAAGCGUUGAUCAUAGGAGUCGUCCGUAUUCUGGUAAGGGAGGAAACAUUGGUAGCGAUGGAAGAACAGCUACGACAGCUGCAACAAGCGGGAGCGCCGCAAGACCCCUGAGCUCGGAAGGACUAACUGGAGUGGACGGAGAUGUAGCCACAGAACACGAGCUUGAGAUAGACAUAUCAUCAGCACGGAAGAGGAGAGAAGCUAAUGAUAGAUACUUUAAAAAAGUUAACGACGAUGUCAUUGACGUGGUCAUGAAACUUGAGGAAGUGGCCAAUGCUAUGAGAGCUAUGGAGCGAGAGAAUAAAGUAAUAUGGGGAGAUAUGGAAAAAGGGGGUGCUGAGGUCACGGAUACCCAAGAAUCAUAG
This is a messenger RNA of Blumeria graminis f. sp. triticale, 843 nucleotides long. The record is from the annotation of a GenBank genome assembly. Lineage: Eukaryota; Fungi; Ascomycota; Leotiomycetes; Helotiales; Erysiphaceae.